UGGCAGAGUGAGAGAUGUGAGUUGCGGCCAAAAUUCAUUAUUAAAACGAACGUUAAGCGGUUGAGUUUGGUUUGCUUGGAAUAGCGGUUCUUUGUGGCGGCGGUGGUGUUGGUUAAUUGUGCUCUCCAGAUUUUUUUCUUUUGUCUAAAAUAGAAAUGUUAAGUGAAAUGUUGUUUCAAAUAACCAACACAAAUUGUGGUUAGGCCAUGAUGGAGCAUUAAGAAAAGUGUUGUUUAAAUUUAAAAAUAAAUAAAUUAAAAAGAAAAAAAAAAAUACUUACAUACACAUCUUGUUGUAAGAAAAGUCAAAUAGUUUGGUAACAGUGUUGCAAAGUAAUUUUUCUGUGGCUUAAAUGCGUAAAACCCAUAUCGAAAAACCAGUUUCUGGGCAGUUCACAAAUACACACAGCCAACUUUCGACACACACACACACGAAAGGGGAUAUGAUGGCGACAUCCACGGCUACCAGUUAAGAUCAUACCACACACAAAAGACACACUCUUUGGACUUGGCCAACAACAACGUCUUCGCCAGCAAGCCAUAAACAGUCACACUUUAAAGAAGAGUUAACCCAACAGACAGACAAACACAACUGCUGAUGCGGUAAUGAGUCAUCAUACAUCAUUGUAAAGCAGCGACCAACGUCAUUACCUACCUUUUGGUUAUUGUUGUUGACUUACAUAUGUAUAACAAUAAGAAAGAGUUAAAAAGUAACAAAAAACAAGUUAACAAUUAAUAUACAACAACACUAAACAAAUAAUAUUGCAAUUUAUGAGCAAACAGGGAGUGAGAGAGAGAGAGAGAGAGGUCGAAAUUCCAGAGGAAACUGCAAUGACAGUUGAUCAUUUUCUCUAUGAGAAAUAAAACAACAACAAUUGUUAAUAACAAACCCAAAUAAAAAAAAUCACAACAAUACACAAAAAUAAACAAUAAACAACACCUAUUAUCGCACACACACAUGUACAUCUAUUUGUACAUACAUUUCUAUAAUAAAAAUAGCUACGUGCAAAGUAAACCCUAACUGAAACCUGAUCAAGCUUGGCAUUGCUAUAAUAACAACAACAAAAGUUAUUUGCAACAAUUGGUGAUUAGAAAAGUAAAUAUCAAAACAAAACUAGCUAUAACGGAAAUAUUUGUGGGAUAUAAUUUUGUAGCAGCAAACCCCCCACCAACAUGCUUGACAUCAAUGCCUUGAAAUCCACCGCCACUCUAUUGGCAAUACCUGCUGCGGCUCUUCGUACCUCAGUUGGCGCCUUAAAUGCUGCCUCGGAGAUGUCGCGAGGGACAGAUUGCCAUGGCCACAUUUGUCAUCCUGUGGAACAAUUUUGCUAUCAAUUUGAAGCAGCCUGUGCAAAUUGUUCCAACGUCUGCAACUCCAAAGAUGCCAAAUAUGAGCCGAAUGAAUGUACUCGAGAAUGUGGUGAUUAUCUUAAGCUGCAACCGCUAAAAAAUGAAAUCCAUCAAAUUCAAAUGCAACAGAGUGUCAUACUCUACCUCUUGAUCUUGCUGCUUAUUAUCACUUGCCUUCAUUAUACCUGGAAAUGUCUCAAAUGGUUGCGACACAAACGCUGUGUGCAACAGGCGAUUAAGAAGUUGAAACUGAGAAGAAAAGAUCCUCUGCCACCGACAACUCAUGUGAAUGGCAAGGAUCUGGGCGGCACCACCAUACAGAAUAUGUGUGUGAUAAAUGACAUUGAGAGGGCACCAUCACAAAUCUACAGUAUGACAGGUGCUGAGGGUUCGGUGAUGACGGUGACUACACCAAUUAGCUCAAGACAUCCGGCGGAAAAUUCAACUCCCUCGCCACAGCCCAAUGAGUAUUCGUAUGAUAAUCAAGCACUGGCAGUGACGCCUGUUUCUGAGAAACCCGGAGGUUCGGCAGUAUUCUAAGUGUGUUACAGCACUGCAGAAGAUAUUCAAUGUCAUCACCAUCAACUUUCAUUUAACAACAAAUGUUGAAAACAUACUGUUGCAUAAUGAACGAUUGUUGGUCGAUGAUGAUCAUCCAUGCCUGCGGCAUUUAAUACUUAAUGGUCAGUCGGCUCGCAAUGUUGAGGAGUUUGAUUUUUCGACCUCUAAACUUUAUAUAGUCUUCCUGUAAUUCUAGUGAAUGCAAUAUUUAUGGCAAAUUUGAAUGGGAGGGAAGUCCCGUAAUGGACUUUUAGAUUUAGUAUUAAAUAUAGAAUUGUAAUGAUAUUAAAAGUAUUGUCAAAACAUACUCCAUCCAUUCAUCACCAUCCGCAUCAACUAGUGAUAGUUUGUACGCUUUAGUACUGUAAGUUUAUUUUUGUGUAAUUUAAUUAAGUUCUUAUGAUAUUAUUUUAUAUUAUGUUAGAGACUCAAAUAUACAUGUAUAUUAUAUUGUAAAAAUAUAUAGAACAAGAAUUUAAA
Stomoxys calcitrans (stable fly) is the source of this 2390-nucleotide messenger RNA. RefSeq names its product protein grindelwald (gene grnd). The transcript has 3 exons. The record is from RefSeq and is a predicted model, not a curated record. Bases 1173 to 1889 code for a protein of 238 amino acids. NCBI's taxonomy places the organism in Eukaryota, Metazoa, Arthropoda, Insecta, Diptera, Muscidae.